Molecule: messenger RNA, 1086 nt
Organism: Fusarium musae
Lineage: Eukaryota; Fungi; Ascomycota; Sordariomycetes; Hypocreales; Nectriaceae
Exons: 2
Coding region: 1-1086 (361 amino acids)
Source: RefSeq, a predicted model, not a curated record
AUGGCUACUGUCACUCGUCAACCAUUUGCUCCCCUUGAUGGGACUCGUCUCCAGACCUUGACCAGUCUUAAGAACAGGCAAAAUGCUUUGCCAACUGGUGGGAAACGAAAGGCUGAACUUAUUGAUACCGAUGAUUCUGAAAAUGUCGAUCCUACUUCUUUUGCCAAGCGAUCAAAGGGUUCCAAGGACAAGGACAUCCUAAAGGACAGCAUCCUCAAGCCUUCUGCUUUUAUCCUCAAGCCUACACCUGUAUCUGCAUCUCCCAUUCCUAAUCGCCUCACGAGCUCUACCAAGACCCGACGCACUCUCCAACCUAAAUCACCCGCCAAACUCAGCUCUGGCAUUUCAAAGUCUUCUCCCAUUUAUGCUCCAGCUGGUCGAUCUCCUACCCGAAGCAAGCGAUCUGGUAUCGCAUCUACCCGACGACGCACUGUUGGUCCCUACACCCGUGUUGAUCCUCCUUCAUUCAGUCUUGGAUCCGCCGCUCCCUUUUCUCUCGAUGCUGCUCUCAAGGGUACUAUUCCUGGCUAUGGCGCCAAGAAGGAACCCAUCACUGCUCUGCAUGAACCAGACAUGAAGGCCAGCUGGUUCUUUGACAUUCACGAGGACACGCCCGAACAAGAGAUGACCAACCUUCUUCAACACAGCACAUGUGUACUUGACAUUUCAUCCGACGAGGAGAGUCAAAGAAAACUCAACAGAGACCGUGCUGAAGGUCGCGAUAAGGAAAAUGUUCCUCCUCCCGAUGACAUUUCUCAAACUCGUCGCGCACCGAAAGCCGAUGACAUGAUUGUUGAGAAAGAGCGUGUCGCAUUGGGAGAAAUGAACACUGCCGACUUUUACGCUGAAGGAUGUGAUGAGACAUCAGUCAUUUUUGUACCUGAAGAUGAGCCAGAAGUGAAUACGACUGCACCUGCGCCUGCGACAGCCGAAAAGCCAAUCGAUCCUUCAACAGAAGACAUCGACAACUUGAUGGCCAAGCCCACAGAAGGUUCAAGCAAGGCUGCAGUUUUGGAACCAAUCGAAGGAACAGGAGAAAGCUUUGAGUUAUGGGAAAGCGGUAGCGCGCAUGAUGAAGCUGUAUAG